AAUGGCUUGGAGUUGGGAAAAGGGAGCCAUGGUCAGGAACGUAGAGAGCGAGGGGUGAGGAUUCCUAGGAACAUAUUUCCACAUUGCACCCGGUUAAGGAUGGCAGAAAUUCCCUCUCUGUCAGAUCCUCCAGUGUCGCAAGAACCGAGUGGCGACUUUAAGAAGCCAGCCCUGCCGGCGACCCCGGCAGUGCGGAGUAAGGCUCCGACCGCCAGUCCCGCAAACCCCGAAGAGGUAAAAAGGGAAUGGCCCACGGAGCUGCGGGACCCCGACCCCGACUCCGGAGAGCCCGACGUCCCGCCUCUUCGGCGGGACAGCGGGGAGAAUAGGAGUGUUCAGGACGAGCAGCUGCGUCCCCCCACCGCGGUUUCUUCCCCUGGCGGCCCGGCUCGAGCGCCCCAGUACCGAGAGCCGCCGUGGGGUGGCCCAGCUACGGCCCCCUAUAGUCUAGAAACGCUGAAGGGCGGCACCAUCCUGGGCACCCGUAGCUUAAAAGGGACGAGUUGCUACCUUUUUGGUAGACUGUCUAGCUGCGACAUGUGCCUGGAGCACCCUUCGGUGUCUCGGUACCACGCGGUGCUCCAACACAGGGCUUCCGACCCGGACGGAGAAUGCGACGGCCACGGCCUAGGCUUCUACCUCUACGAUCUGGGAAGUACCCAUGGCACAUUCCUCAACAAAACUCGAAUCCCUCCCCGCACCUAUUGUCGAGUCCACGUCGGACACGUUUUCCGCUUUGGUGGUAGCACCCGGCUCUUUAUCCUGCAGGGACCAGAAGAAGACCGAGAGGCAGAAUCUGAGUUAACAGUAACACAGUUGAAGGAACUACGCAAGCAGCAACAAAUGUUGUUGGAGAAGAAGAUGCUAGGAGAAGAUUCUGAUGAAGAGGAGGAACUGGAUAACACAGAAAGGAAAAGGAAUGCUAGUGGCCAAGAUGAUGAAAUGGGUUGUACCUGGGGAAUGGGAGAAGAUGCUGUAGAGGAUGAGGCAGAUGAGAAUCCCAUUGUCUUAGAGUUUCAGCAGGAAAGGGAAGCCUUUUAUAUAAAGGAUCCAAAAAAGGCUCUCCAAGGUUUCUUUGACCGAGAAGGAGAAGAAUUAGAAUAUGAAUUUGAUGAACAGGGACAUAGCACUUGGCUCUGCAGGGUGAGAUUACCUGUGGAUGAUUCAACUGGGAAACAACUGGUGGCUGAGGCCAUUCACUCAGGAAAGAAAAAAGAAGCAAUGAUUCAGUGCUCACUGGAAGCUUGCAGGAUCCUUGAUACUUUGGGAUUGCUGCGACAGGAAGCAGUGUCUCGGAAAAGGAAAGCCAAGAACUGGGAAGAUGAAGAUUUUUAUGAUAGUGAUGAUGAUACAUUCCUUGAUCGCACUGGCCUGGUGGAGAAGAAGCGUCUUAACCGAAUGAAGAAGGCUGGGAAGAUUGAUGAGAAGCCAGAGACCUUUGAAUCACUGGUUGCAAAGUUAAAUGAUGCUGAAAGGGAACUCUCUGAAAUUUCUGAGAGGCUCAAGUCCUCAAGCAAAGCUCUGUCAGAAUCCCCAUCUCAGGAUUCUUUAGAUGCAUUCAUGUCAGAAAUGAAAUCAGGGAGCGCAUUAGAUGGUGUAUCCAGAAAGAAACUUCAUCUAAGAACUUUUGAACUGAGGAAAGAACAACAGAGGCUUAAAGGGUUAAUAAAAAUUGUAAAGCCAGCAGAGAUUCCAGAGCUAAAAAAGACUGAAAGUCAGACUACAGAUAUAGAAAACAAAGCUAAGAAACUUACAUUGCCUCUCUUUGGUGCCAUGAAAGGAGGAAGCAAAUUCAAGUUAAAAACUGGAACAGUAGGGAAGUUGCCCCCCAAGCGUCCAGAACUUCCUCCAGCUCUAAUGAGAAUGAAGGAUGAGCCUGAAGUAGAAGAGGAGGAAGAAGAAGAGGAUGAAGAAGAAGAAAAAGAAAAGGAGGAGCAUGAAGAGAAAAUGGAGGAUGGAAGCAGCAGGCUGCCACAGGGGCUAGAGCCAGAAACAGUAGUGCAGGAAAUGAGUGCUCCCAUAGAUCUCACACGUUCUGGAGAAACAAAAAGCCAUGAAAACAUGUCUCAAGUCAGCCACAUGGAACAGAAUAAAGAGUAUCAAGAGAUUAAUGAAACAUCUUCAUCAUGCAAAGAACCAUCAGCACCAGAGAAUGAAUAUGAGAAAAGCAGAGAUGAAUUAAAGAAAAAGAAAGCUCUUGGUCCAGGCAAGUUUCCCCCCACACUUUCUUCCAAAUAUCCUGAAGAUGACCCAGACUACUGUGUGUGGGUCCCACCUGAAGGCCAAAGUGGAGAUGGCAGAACCCAUCUUAAUGACAAGUACGGCUAUUAAUUACUUCAGAGUUCCAGAAGAAGACCUUGUGGACCAUGUGAAAUAGAAUAUUUGGAAUAAUAUAUGAAGUUGAAUGACCAGAGAAGUUCAGAUGAUCAUAUGUAAAAUCUGGUGACCCACCUUUUCUUCCAUG
This is a messenger RNA of Sciurus carolinensis (gray squirrel), 2464 nucleotides long. It is a transcript of the gene Slc4a1ap, whose product is annotated as solute carrier family 4 member 1 adaptor protein. Bases 100 to 2331 code for a protein of 743 amino acids. The transcript has 14 exons. The record is from RefSeq and is a predicted model, not a curated record. NCBI's taxonomy places the organism in Eukaryota, Metazoa, Chordata, Mammalia, Rodentia, Sciuridae. Gene Ontology annotation, molecular function: mRNA binding; protein binding.